Messenger RNA from Medicago truncatula (barrel medic), 1750 nucleotides. RefSeq names its product cytochrome P450 709B2. The coding region runs from base 31 to 1587 and encodes 518 amino acids. NCBI's taxonomy places the organism in Eukaryota, Viridiplantae, Streptophyta, Magnoliopsida, Fabales, Fabaceae. The record is from RefSeq and is a predicted model, not a curated record. The transcript has 5 exons. Gene Ontology annotation, molecular function: monooxygenase activity; heme binding; iron ion binding.
CACUGAGAGACAUAGAAACAUACAUAAAAAAUGGGAUAUCUUAUUGCUAUUGCCAUAGUGACUUUCACUAUUAUGAUGAUGUCAAAAAUUUGGAGAGUUUGUGUAAUUCUCUUCUGGAGACCAUAUGCAAUGACUAGGCACUUUCGAAAGCAAGGAGUUAUUGGACCACCUUACUCACUUGUUUCAGGUUCUCUUCAUGAUAUCAAAACAAUGAUGAAGGAUGCAAGGAAUAUGGUCAUGGAUAAACACUCAAACGAUAUUACUCAAAGGGUUCUUCCUCACUACCAAAUAUGGUCCUCCUUAUAUGGGGAGAGAUUUCUAUAUUGGUACGGAACAGAACCGAGGAUUUGCAUCUCUGAUGUAGAGCUGGCCAAAGAGAUUUUAUCAAAUAAAUUUGGUUUUUAUGCAAAGCCUAAAACAAGGCCUUCGAUAGUAACCAUGAUAGGAGAAGGUUUAGCAAUUGUCAAUGGAGUGGAAUGGGUUAGGCGCAGAAGGAUACUCAAUCCUGCUUUCUCUAUGGAUAAACUCAAGGUUAUGAUAAGUAGAAUGGCAGCAUGUACCAUUUCCAUGCUAGAAGAGUGGAAAAAGCAAGCUAUUGAAACAAAGGAGAAAUCAAAGAAAAUAGAGAUGACUGAAGAAUUUCGAGAGCUAACAGCAAAUAUAAUUGCCCACACUGCCUUUGGUACCAGCUUUGUUCAUGGAAGAGAAGCUUUUGAUGCACAAACACAGCUUCAUAAGCACUGCGUAGCUUCAAAUUCCGACGUUUUCAUUCCUGGCACUCAAUAUUUUCCUACUAAGUCAAAUAUUGAGAUAUGGAAGCUUGAUAGAAAAAUGAAGAAAUCACUACAAUGCAUUAUAGAAAGUAGGUUGCAAAAUUCUCAAUCAGAUUGCUCUUAUGGAGAUGAUCUACUAGGAGUAAUGAUGGAUACAGAAAAAACAAAUGAUCAUGGUUCUAAAAAAUUGAAGAUGAAUGAAAUCAUGGAUGAAUGCAAGACCUUUUUCUUUGCUGGUCAUGAAACCACUUCAAACUUACUUAAUUGGACCGUCUUUUUGUUGAGUUUGCACAAGGAUUGGCAAGACAAACUUAGACAAGAGGUUCAGCAGAUUUGUGGCAUGGAAAUUCCUGACGCAGAUAUGCUAUCCAAGUUAAAAAUGGUGAAUAUGGUCUUGCUGGAAGCAUUAAGGUUGUACUGUCCUGCAAUACAACUAGAAAGAGUGGCUUCACAAGACAUGAAAUUAGGAAAUUUGAUAAUCCCUCAAGGAACAUGUCUCACAAUCCCAAUAACAAUGAUUCACACAAGUAAAAAAUAUUGGGGUGAAGAUGCAAAUGAGUUCAAUCCAAUGAGAUUCAUAAAUGGAAUAUCUAAGGCCUCAAAUCACCCAAAUGCUCUACUUGCAUUUUCUGUGGGUCCAAGAAAUUGUAUUGGUCAGAAUUUUGCUAUGUUGGAAGCAAAGACAGUGAUGACUUUGAUUCUUCAAAGGUUUUCUUGGUCUCUUUCCUCUGACUAUGAACAUGCACCUGUUAACAACCUCACUUUGCAACCACAACAUGGACUUCCCAUCAUUAUUAAACCACUGCAGUUAUAAUUCUUAGUGUCUAUUGACACUAGCUAUCGUUUCUUCAAUAAUACUCCAACUUAUAAUUACUAUUACUUUGUAUCAAAAUAAUCAUUGGAUAUAUGUGAUUCUAAUAAAGCAAUGAAAAUGUAGAUAAGUGCAGGUGGAACUUGAGAAAAGUUAAGGUUGACAC